This is a messenger RNA of Scatophagus argus, 1489 nucleotides long. It is a transcript of the gene fam169b, whose product is annotated as family with sequence similarity 169 member B. NCBI's taxonomy places the organism in Eukaryota, Metazoa, Chordata, Actinopteri, Scatophagidae. The transcript has 9 exons. Bases 171 to 1364 code for a protein of 397 amino acids. The record is from RefSeq and is a predicted model, not a curated record.
GAAGGACGGGGUAAUGUCUCUCUCCUGUCAGCGGGUGGCGCUGCAAGCAAAAAAAGGGUCAAGAUUCAAAGUGAAAUUCACGGAAGUUACAGGUGAAGGUGAAACAGAAUCUCCUCCAGUGGUUCUGCCAUUCCGUACCUUGUUACGUCGUUAACUGUGUUGGAGAGGCUAUGUACCCUGUAGACCUUCCAGCUGUGGAUGAAACUGGCCUGACAUCAGCAUCUGAAGAGUACCUUUCUUCUUUACAGUCAAGACCUUAUAAUAAUGAUGUGUUUCAGUCAUCAUCGUCAAAGACGUCAAAGGUGAUGAUAACAUCAAACAAUGUAAAGCGCUUGCACGUAUUUGAAAAUGACCAACCUGACUGUACUCUGCUGGCUCUUCACCCUCCUGAUGAUCCAACACAAGUGUUGGCUUUAUACCUCCAUGAGGGGUGGUGGUGUGUGGAUGACGUCUUACGAACAUCAAGCAAAUCCAGAAGUGGCUUGAUGUCGGUGCAAUCCAUUAUGGAGAGGGUGAUUGUGUUCCUGCUCAGUCAGGUAGUGGAGAGGUCCUCAGAGGAGGAGGUGUUGUUCUCCCUGCACCCCCGUACAGAGAGCUGCAAACUGCUGUGGAAGGACAGCCAGGUGAUCGGCUUCUACACCGUCAAACAUAAAGGCAGCCUGUGUGACAGUUGGAGCAGUCAUGGCUACCAGCUGCCUGUUCUGGACACGGUGCUGGUGAGGAAGAGCUGGAGGAGGAGAGGCUUCGGUCUUCAAAUGCUGGAGGAUUUCUGCUCCUCAUUCUGCACAGAGAAGUUUCUGGGAGUCAGCUCUCCAUUAUCACCCAGCAUGGUGGCAGUGUGCAAGAGGUUCCUGCGGCAGCACGAGGAACAUCAGGAACGUCUGUAUGAGGUGGAGGCUCCAGGAGGCUGGUCUCAACGCCGAAAUAUCUGGCUCAACAUCCAGCUCGGCCGCUACUCCCUACGCAUUAACGAGGAGAGUAGUCCAGCAUCAGGAGACACACGGAGGAAUGACGGAGAUGGCUUCUCUCAGAAUAUGCAGAUGUACAUUUGUAGACAGGACCUGACUUCAUCCGACACCUGCGGUCUGAACAUUCCACUGGCUGUUGACUCUUCUGAAGAACAAAUUAAACCUAGUUAUUCAAGCCAAGGAGGAAGCUCCCCAAGCAGCAAGAUUUCUGUAACAGGAUGUGGCCCUGCAACCCACGCCAAAGAUCUGGACUCUGGACCUCUUCCCAGACCUCCACUGUCCCUGAACACAAAACAAGCUGGGAUAUCAGAGCCUUUUCUAUCUGCAGGGCCUCACAGAGAGAAGCCAGAGGCGGAGGAAACAAAAACGAGUCCCAAACGAGUCAGAAGGACAUGAGUUAAAUCAUGGAUAUAGACACAGGUGCUGUGUGCAACACCAGCCUUCAGAACUAGUCAUACAGAUUAGGUGGAAGUUAUAAGUUUACAAACCUUUUUAGACUAAAUUAAAUUAAUACUGCAGUA